Messenger RNA from Hylaeus volcanicus, 11929 nucleotides. RefSeq names its product protein YIPF1. Gene Ontology annotation, molecular function: small GTPase binding. Gene Ontology annotation, biological process: vesicle-mediated transport. Lineage: Eukaryota; Metazoa; Arthropoda; Insecta; Hymenoptera; Colletidae. Gene Ontology annotation, cellular component: Golgi apparatus; membrane. The transcript is spliced from 4 exons. The coding region runs from base 108 to 1061 and encodes 317 amino acids. The record is from RefSeq and is a predicted model, not a curated record.
GAUGCACCCUUUAUCAAUUGAGCAAAUAGAUUGGUAUUAUGUGUCAAUGUGUGGCUCAGUUGUCAAAUAGUGUCAAAUAGGCAAGAAAAGGUGUAAAAUACAUCGCUAUGGACGGGAGUCAAACGCAAGGCAAUGAUCAGCAAUUCAUCUCCUUCCAAGAUUUUCCUCCGAUACACCACGAGGGAAAUAUUGGUCAAGCACAAUUAAAUGUCCAUGCUUCCAGUCAUCAAGCUUUUAAUAACCUAUCUAAUGACACCACGGGUGUCGGCAUGAUCGAGGAUCUACAAGGAAUGCCCGAUAAAAACGAAGACAUAUCACCACGAAGUUUUUGGACGAUAGAAUACUAUCAAAAAUUCUUUAAUGUGAACACAAACGACGUUGUAGAAAGAAUUAAACGAUCUAUGAUUCCGCAUGGCAGUGACAACUAUUUGAUUUCUCAUAUAAGACCUAAUCCAGAUUUGUAUGGUCCGUUUUGGAUUUGUAUUACAUUGGUAUUUUCUAUAGCCAUUAGUGGCAACUUGGCCAAUUAUUUGCAAACUGUCAAUUCAGGCAAAUAUCAUUGGAGGUAUGAAUUUCACAUUGUAUCUUAUGCUGCCACUUGCAUAUUUUUAUAUGCUUGGCUGUUACCAAUAACAUUGUGGGGUGCACUAAAAUGGACUGCCAGUACAAGAGAUACGGAAGAAGAAUUAAUUGAGUCUUACGCAACACCUGGCCUCUUGGAACUAGUGUGUCUUUAUGGUUACUCUUUAGCCAUUUACAUCCCUGUAGCCUUUCUUUGGACGAUACAAAUUGGGUGGUUACAAUGGAGUUUAGUAAUAGUAGCAACCGUUUUGUCCGGUGGAGUUUUAUUAAGAUCUUUGUUGCCCAUUAUAUCAGAAUUAAUCAACAUUUUAGGGAAGUAUCGAAUGAUAUAUAUAGCGAUAAUUCUUGGGUUGCAUCUGCUGCUGGCAGCUGGAUUCAGGUUGUACUUCUUUCACGCUCCACCUAGUAACGCUGUUCAUAUUGCGGCGAAAAUCGUAUCAACCACUGAAAACAUUGUUUCUUCAAGCUCUACGGGUUAACGAUACCUCGAAUCAUUCAAUCGCAACUCAAGUCGAAUACCGUCGAAACAAUUCUCGACUUGGUCAGCUAACGUAUCUGUUUCAGUAAGGACCGUCUGAUAAAAUCGAACGAUAUAUAUUUGCUGACCACUAAUUCCGUCUUCGUGAAAAUAGAACUAGUAUUUAUAUUCUAUCUGUGAACGAAAAAUAAAUAAAGAUAAUUGAAAUUUGUGAAACUUGAGGUACUAAUGUUUAUUAAAAAGACAUCACUUGAUCGACCCAUAUAAUUUUUAUUCCUGUGUGUCAGGGCAAUAUAGAAGGCCAACAAAGUGUCUGGUUGAUUUAUUUUCACAGCCCCCAUUUCAAUCCAGGGAUGCGAUACAUAUCAACGCAACACAUAUCAUUUACAAUCAUACGAAUCUUCAUAUUGUACAUAGUAAUUGUUAAUUAGUACUCGUAAUACAAUAGAUAGUAAUUGUUAUUAGUUGACGUUAAUACAAUCGUACGUAGUUCAUCAAUAUUUGUUCUUUUUUUUAUUUUUUGUCUCUUCGUACAAUUAAUCAUUGUGACAAAAGGCAACAUUCACUAUGUAGUAGUAUCGUUACGCUAUUAUCGUCCGUCUAACAGUAUACAUAUAUGUACAUGUAUGUAUACAUAUAUACCAUAUGACAAUAGUAACUUGUUCGCCGUUCAACGUUAUUAUAUGUACAAAGGGUGCGGACCAUUCAAGUAUUAGCGAAUGUACGCAUCCAAUUAAAUCGAGGAUUCCGUAGGCGCGCUUACGUUAGAAAGUAAAUUGAGUGCGUUGAAAAAUACUACAUUUGCUAAGAAAGUUCAUUGUGUCACGGUCUCGCGUUCGAAACUGAUCGCGUCUUGCGUUUCCCCGACGAUCUAGUUAGUGCGAUUUACGAGAGGUAAUAACAAUAAAAUGUAGGAAACAUCUCGACGUCUACAAAGUAGUCUCCCGUUUUACAAGCCUUGUCGAUGUGAGCGUCGCGUGUACAAAACAUGAAAAAUUCCUAUGGGGGCUCAAUUCUGUUCAAAAGUUUAACAUAUCUCGUAGCCUGUAUCUUGCCGUCGUUCGAAGCCAUGAGAAAAUAGACAGGCUAUCGUAAUCAACGAGAAUCUAAAAAAUUAAAACACGAUUUUUUACCACCAAUUUUCUAUUGCGUAUUUUGAGCCGUUAGGUCGAUCGGUAUGCGCGAUACAAGCUACCAGAAAACUUCUGUUUGAACGCGAUUCCCGGAAACGUUUCUAAAUUUACGGCUUGGUGCUCACAACGACUUGGUCCAACGUUUUUACAAGAUAAUGCAGUCAAAGAUUGCGAAUAGGCAGGAGCGAUAAUGAGUAAUAUGCAUUUACGACAGUCUACGGAAUUACUUGCUUACGAUAUUUUUGUUCUUUUAGUCUUGAUUCUCUCAACACAUUUACACAAAAUGCGUUCGAGUCUGCUAAACGUAGUAGUUAAUAGUAAUAAUAGUUUUUAUUACCGUUAUUUACAAUAAGUUGCAUCACCGGGGGUAUCUGUCGUCAUUGUUAUUAUUAUUGUUGUUACGAUUAUCAUAUAAUACAAAUAUUUCUCUUCUAUCUCGUUAGUGCAAACACGCAUUGCUAUUAUAGAGACGCACGAAUGAAAAAGACGUACGCACUAUUUAAAUAUUAGACAUAGACAGUAAUGUUUACCCUGGUUUUUAUCAAUUAUUACAAGUAUACACAUAUUAUAUAUAUAUAUCUAUAUAUAAUAUAUAUAACAAUGCUCAUAAAUGUCGUACUUUUUAUACAAUCGUUGACUAUCUUUUUCUACUGUGUUAUGCGAUAUUACAUAAAUUUCAGGUUGAUUAUUCAGUCGCAUGCUUAGACAGUACGUGAUCCGUUUCUUAUCCCGAACUCGUUAGCUUCGAAGUCACAUUAUCGCGAUAAUAACAAACGUAGACGAGAUGACCGUUUUAUCGAACAAACGGGAUAAUUGAAACAACAGAUAGAGAACACAACUGUUACUUUUUUUCGCGUUUAACUUCUGUUAGCUUCCUCAAGACUGUUGCAACCGUAUUUAUCGUACCCCGCAGUUUCUCGAUCGCAUAAGAAUACUUUCAUGUCGAGACAGCUUGCCAAAGAACAAUGUUUGCGAGAAACUUCUACUUUUGUCGUACUAUUCAGCUAGAUGAACGGAAAGCCAAGUAUCGUUUCAUUCGGAAUUGCAGCUCUUGGUGUUUAUCCGCGUCCUUUCAUUGGACAUUGUGUCACAGACAAAUAUAGUAAUCGAAAGUCUCGUAUAGCGACAAUGAUAUGUGUUUUCUUUUCUCACGGAGGAACCAUAUAUGAAACUCGACGUGGAACACAAUUUUCGACGAUUCUACUUUCGAAUCUUCUUUACGAAUUUUGCAGCGGUAACUCGCGAUUUAAGAGAUGAUCGAUUACGAAUUGCGAAUAAUUUUGAAUCACCGUACUAGUAUUUACGAAAAAAUUAUGUGCCGUCUCGAUAGUCUUACUCGUAGCCAGUCGAUCGUCUUAUUAUACGCUUUCCAGAGGAGAAUAUUAAACCAGGAGAAUUCAUCCUUAGCGAAUAUGGCUGUCGUACACGUGUCGGCGAUUUCGCGCUAUGAAUCCAUCGCUCUAAUUACCGUACGAUUACAACAAUUUUCUAAAUGUGUUCUACAAGCUUCGUAAAAAUCUAAGUUUUACAUCCGUGAUAUACUUGUAUCUGAAACGUGCCGCGCUAUAAAGCAUGCUAUAGCAGAGAAGAAACAGACACGAACGAGAUGCGCUCAAGUACCUUUUAUGGUUGAAGAGAACAAUCGGUAUACAUGGCAUGUUUUGCUAAAAAUUCGCACUCGCAGAAUUGUAAAAAAAGGGACGUGUUUCGUUUCCGUUUCCGCUUCUGCUUCUAAACGCGCCUCGUUUAUCGGUUUACAAAUGGCGAGGCUCUUUUUGAUCAAUGUUCCGAGUCGAUCGCAUUCGUCGUUUCGAUCGAUCCUCGGUUCCUUUGAUUGCAAGCUUAUAGUAGUAUAUAUAACAGGUACGGUGAUUAAUCAGUUAACUCUUACGGAAGCUUUUCUUUGGACCUGUCUGCUAGAACGGUUCGGUCUAUGUAUUGUCGAGAGGGUCAACGACGCAUUGGAAAAGUGUCUUGGCGACAAAUAGCGUUAGAAUUGAAUUUUGUAUUUAUCGAAUGUACAAGUCCAUCUAAGGAAAUAUUCUAGCCAACGUAAAUACAUGGAUUUAGACACGUUUGCCGCGAGCAGGUUUACCAGUUUGACGGUCCGUUCUUUAAAUUCGUCGUCACAGCAAACGGGAUACGUCGAUGAAAAAAACACGCGUGACGUUGGUCGGAUAUAGCAUGGAAAUGGGACACGAGCAAUGUGUGCAUGUAAAGCGAGAAAAUAAGGACAACGUUUGAUAAAUAAUACAGCCGUGACACAGCGAACUCAGUUCAAGAAGUGUCCGAGUGAGUUACACGGACAUUUGCAUUUAUUAACCAUUUAAAACACAGUGAGACGCCUGUACCGCUUGCGUGUAUCUCUCUCUCACUCUCUCGUUUCGUACCAAAUUCUUCAUUUCACAUUCGUACUUUCCCUUGUAUUCGAUCUUUCAGGUUGCAUAUAGUAAUAUCUCGAAUACACUUACGCGGCUUCGAAGAGCGUCGAAGCUCUCGGUCGAUCACCUUAAGCAUUAGUCUUUAGUGUUUGAUUAUUAUACUACAGUAAUAUACAGAAAAUCGUGGUUCUUCACGCCGGCGGCCUGCUCGUCCAUCGAGGCACUUUCGUUCAACGCCAAUUUCAUUCGCGUAUGAUCCCGUUUUCCCGUGAUACAGCCACGACAAAUUCGUUUCGAAUCGCUGUACGAGCAAGUCCCCGGAGCUAUCAGUUAAUAUAUUCAAUAAUUACAAUACACUAAAUAUAAUCGGCCCGUGUAUAUUAAAAUAUAAAUAUCAAAUAGACUUCUUGCCCCCAAGGAUAUAUGCACCAUCUAAAUGCCGGUGCGCGACUUAAAAAUUGAGAGACGUUUCGUUAAGUAAGUCGUCACCGAUUAGUUUUUUUAAGACCCCUGUUAUCGGAAAAAUGCGAAGCUCGCCACUACCAAAACAGAAGGAAACUCGGUACUUUCUCUCUUCGCUCCUCCAAUUCGAACAAUCGCUCUGCGCCAGUGCCGAGCAAAAUGUAUCGUUACAAUUACAGAUUACUCGUGAUUUAUGAAUACUCAGACACGAUUUGCUCUCAAAGAUUACAAAUUACAAGUUUACAAUUACUGAUUUAAUUAACAAUUGUACAAACAAAGGUGCUCGACUCUGCACGCAACGCGCGUCGUUCGCAGAGUCGCGCGAUAGACUAACACGAGACAUCUCCGUGAAUCGUUUGUAGUAGUUGCGAGCUGCGUCGCGAUGAGAUUAGAAUUGUUUGGUUGCUUAAACGUUAACGUGUUCCGCGCGUUCUCUGUCCGGGUGAGGCUGUUUCGGCCGAGACAUUUAGCAGUAUGUUACCGAGUGACCAACAGAGUCAUCGCAAGAAUUUUCAAGCCACUAUUCCUUCAACAACCGAUAUUCUAUCCUCGCAUUGUUUCAGACGAGAAUAGUUUGCUACCGAGUGUUUCGUCCGUAAAAGCCCCGAGAGACGUUGCGUCGACCGAGUGACGAGCCUUGGUACAUCGAUUGUAUUUCGCGAUAUUCAGCGGCUGCCACGGUAGCAUCGGAGUGACGUGGGUCACACGCUCGGUCGCGAAGCGAUUUAAACCUAAGUACUUUUGAUUUGUCUCUGGUAAUUGAUUCGCGGUGGACAUCGAAGAACGCCGAGCGCUUCGGCUCUCGUCCCUUCGUUCCCGCGCCGGUCGUCGACGCGCGUUUCUUCCAUUUCUUUUAUUGUCGGAUACAAAAGAAGCCAAACAACGGAACUCGGGCAUGUUCGGUCGACGCAACGCCGGAAACGUAACAGCGUUUUCCGGUAUACAUUUUCAACGCUACAUUUUUUUUCUUUGUUUUUCAUUUUCUCUUUCUCUCGUUAACGCUUAAUUUUAAUCGGUUUUCGUAUGUUCGACGACGACAUCGAUUCCGAAUUGCGUGCGCGAACUAUUUCCAAGACCAAACUAAACCUACGCUUUGUACUCUGGUCGACCUCUGAAAUAAUUCGUCGCACGCGCAAGCAAUAGACAUCUCAUUCAUUUUCAUUUUAUUACGUAACAUAUAUGGAGAGAGAAAUGGUGUUCGAAGAAAUAGUCGGAUGCGAAUGCGAGACGAUAAAAGUUACUUUAGAAAAGGAUUAGCCCGGUCGAACGAAAUUCAGAAAGAAUCCUGGUUGGCUCGUCGAUAUAAGGCACGCUCUACUGAUAAACAAAUUGAUCAUCGGCUAGUGUUUCCGUUAGGACAACAGUUGUUUCAAACCGGAAUUAGAAAAACUCCUCUUGUUAACAGUUCUAAGAAGCAAACAGUUCGUCGUUGAAAAUAAAUUGAAAAGUAACCGACGUAGCCGCGUCUCGGUGAUUCGAUACCCGAUUAUCGCUAAACACAGACAUGGGCAUAGAUAUAUAUUUCGAAUAACGAACGAAAGAUACACAACUUUUGAUCGAUUAUUUGUCAAGGAAAAAUUAUAAUUUGAAUUAUAAUAUAGAAUUACAAUUCACGGUGAACGAAGGAGCUUAGCCAAUUAAUCGCGACACCGUGUUUUCAUUCGUCGUUUAUUAUUCGAAUAAAAAUUUGCCCAUCUCCGAUUAAACACCAUUUCACAUCCGACGACCUCGCUAUUGUGCCCAGCGUGCACGGUACGCGACGCGGGUAAACACAAUCGGCGCAGCCUGAGUGUUUUAAUAAUACUUUGAGACAGACUUUCUGCGAAAGCUUAAAAAACAGUUUUUUUCAUUUCAUUUCUUUCGUUUUGUGUUUCUUUUCUUACGCUAAAUACCGCCUUUUAGAAACUUCACUUUACUCUCGCAUCGCUUCGGCGAGCGAUGAAUCGGAGUUACUAUGUUGCUAGAUACGUGGUCAUACGAAAGAUCCACGCGCAUUCGAGUUUAUCGAAUCGAAAUCUGUCUCACGACCGAUAAUAAUUAAUGUAGAAAAUAUCGUUCGAUUCUUCGCGGGUCAAAAGUAUUUACGUUAAACGAUUUCUUGAACUUAGCGACCUUCGCAACAAAAUUAUAUACUGCCGUGUCCUUCAACUAUGGAUCGACUAUGAUUUCUGGCCAAUACGGUUUAAGAAAUUUUUAAGUAUAAAAUAUAUACAUUAACAUUCGUCGAUCGAUAGUGGUGGGACUAGUAUUCGUACAAGAUACUUCCAGCCAUAAACGGUUUAAAAUGCAAAACAUAAAUGUAUCUCGGAUUUAAUAGAAUCAAGUUCAAGUUGUUUUUUUUUUCUUCUUUUUUUUUUUUAUACAUAGUAACUUAUUUCCGAUGAAGCACCGAUCACAUGCGAACUGAACGUUCGAAAGACGUAGGUAACAUCGACAAACUCGAGUGAACGCGGUAAUUAUAGUUUAUACAUUUAUACAGCUGUAUCCAUAAGUAUAACGGGAUAAAGAAGUUUGGCAAAUAGUAUAUUAAUCGACGGCACGCAUGACUUAUCUACUCGACGAGUGUCACGUGUGCAUUAUGUGUAUGUGUGUAAUUAUCAUACAUAUCGAUAGUAAUAUACCGGUAAGGCGAUGCUACGAAAAUUUUUCGCAGAAAGACGUUUGGAAAAUAAUUCCAAUGAAAUUGAGAAAAUUUCAAUCAAAGAACAAGACGUUAAAUCAUUGUCGUCGUGAAAAAUGAAAAGAUCGACGUGCUUCACAGAUUCGAUCGACGGAUUGAAACUCUACGAUGUAUACCAAUUUCGAGCCAUCGAUUUAAGACUAAGAGACACAAUAAAAAUCGAACGUGUUAACUAAGUCGCGUAUUUAGAAUCAGUUGUAAUAGCCCGUACGACAUCGAUAAAAAAUAAUACAAUAGUAUUUGUAACCACAACAAUGUUAGAACGAUUAUUAAUAAUAAUAGUAUAAAUGGCGCUACUACUGUCAUAGUAUAAUUAAAAUACACAAAAGACGAACAUUCAUAUAUGGUACAAAUAUAUGUAUAGUAUAGCCAUACAGCGAUAGGUGUUAUCGAUAAUAGCAAGUUCGGCUUAUUCGUAAGAUCGUAUAAACUUCUAAAUUUCACGGAGCUGUUGUUCGAUAGACCUGUGUUAACCUCGUUACGAUUCGUUUUCUCUAGAAUUUCUUAUUAUCGGGCAUCCAUUUCGUUUCCUCGGUUUCAUUCAACGACCACCGCGAAGACAAAUAUCAACGACGGUGAGUCCACAAAGAAAAUACCCAGACCAUAGUGAAAUUAGAGUUCUGUUUGCGUCCAAGAACACUUGGAAAUUUCCAUAAUCUUCUAAACUAGAAAUACUUCGAAGACUAAGCGAACAAACGACGAAGAACAAACAACCAGUGUUCUCGGAAUGGCGCGUAGAAAAAGUUCCUAUCCGUCUCGAAUAGCUCUGCAUCAUAACGAGUAGACAAAAGUAGAAUAUGGUUACGUGCCACGAACGAAACAAACGAAACGUUUGCGAGUGUCGUUAAGAGCGAGAAGGAAGAAACAAAGAAUACUAAUCGUAAACCAUAUGAACGUUGAAACAUUAAAUUUUUCUACUUCCCUCCACAGCGAAGAUACUGUUCUAACUAUAUGCCAAGGCGUAUCUAAUUAAUUAUCAAUCUAAAAAAUCCGUCACCCACAAAGAUGAAAAAUUGUUAACGACUAACAACGUCUAAACGGUGAUGUAUGUUUUCCUUUUUGUACACGAAUAUUUACCUCCUUGUUAAAUCUAUCGCUUAAUCGUUUAAUUGUAUAGCAUUAUGCGUAAGUCGACGAACGUAUAUAUAUAAUACAAAUAACACCGUUAAUAUUAAUUUGCGACAUUAUCAUAGUGUAAUAGUGAACAUUAAGAACAUCGAAGAACAGUCAGAUAGGUGAAUCAUCGAUUCUAUCCUAAUUUACCCGCGCGAUCUAUCAUUUACGAUCUUGCUUCCCCUAAUCGGACUUCAUUUACUCUCAUUUAUAUACAUCGAGAAAACUAUCGAACCAUUGUACGGAGAGCGGACAAACAGAUUCGUCGUAUCGUUUUAAAAUUUCGAAAAAAUUGUGUUCCUUUUUCUUUUAAAAAUUACGAACUAUUGUAAUUUCUCUCGCGCUAACGCGCGUACCAUUUACUCUGCGAGAUCGUGAGCAAACUUCUACCGAAAUUCAGAACAAUCGUGUUGAUCGCGCAAUCAUGGUGGUACGAUCGCUGCUUAAUUUUCCUUAUUUUGGUGUAAAUGUGGUCUGAUUGUGAUGAGCAAUUUCCGACGAUUAAAGUCCAAAGAACGCAAGAAGACAAACGCUUAAGAACUCACAGAGCACAAUACAAUAUCAAUUUUCUAGUAGUAACUCCAAAAAUAUGUUAUUCUCUCCCUAUAUUUAUAACUAAAUUAUCUAUUCCUCAAAAAUGUCAGUUACUCUGUUUACAGUGAUAAUGUAUAAUAACUUUAUACGAACUAUCCCAUACAACGCGAUCGAACGUUAAAUUCCAAGUUCACGAAAAAACGUAAUCUUUUUUCAUGCAUCUGCCCCCUUUGAUUCCAGUAUUUUAUCCUCGGUUCUGGCCAUUUCAACGCGAGUAUCGGGCAUUUCCAACAGUACUGAACUCGGUCGCCGAACGUCCUUUCGUUUUGUGUUUCGGAACCUACUUUCAAGAAAAGCCUCACCCUUAUCACGUAUCUUUCUACGACUACUCUUUCAUGUCUCCUCUUUUCGAUUAUUUUCUCUUUCAUUCGUAUUUCCUUUUGUAUGAAGAUCCCGACCGAUCGUUAGAGAUUCCACGCUAAAUAUACUCACUAUUGGACACAAUCUCAUUACAACAUUUUAGGCACUACACCUACACUAAUAAAUCACUUCGCUCCCCCUUUCCCCUGAUGCGAUAAGAAACGUAUGUACAAAUUUAAAAACGAUUAAAAUAAUCCUAUCUCUAUAAUAGCUUUCAGUAUAUGUAUGCGUGUAUGUGUAUUUGUCUCCGUGUAUCAUCGUGUCACCCGAAAGGAAGACACGACUGUUAGACUUACGCUCGACACGCGUGAAAUCAAUGGUAUCGGCUGAAAACAUUUGUUUCCUUUAGCAGGUUUUAAAACCGGCGACUGACUUGCAACAGAACGCUGUAAUGUAACUGCUCGGCACGAAUUGUACGGUUCGACACCAACGUUACAUUACAAGGUCCUUUUUGGAAUCACGAAUGCUCGCUUCGAACUCUCGGCUGAAUUCUCUCUCGAUGCUUCCUACUCAGUUCAGUGAAAAGUAGACGAUCAAAGAGGUUCGUGAAAAAACCGACAGACCAAGUGGAGCACGAUCGAGCUCAAGAACGGCUCGGUUCGUCGCUCGUUAGUCCGCCAAACUAAGCGAAUGCUCGCGUUACAUUAAAAUGUUCUGUUGCAAGUCAGUCGUCGGUUUUAGAGUGGCAACGUGGCAGCGAGGGCCUAUCGCGAACAGUCUUCGAUUUGUCGCAAAUGGAUAAUCGACGGCAAAAGGAUCAACGCCACGUUAACGAGAAUACUCCGAUACGUAAGAUUAAUCGAGUGGAUGUUGGCGAGCAAACAAAAUAACGCGUCCUAUCGUCCGAUCGAAAGUGACAAAUUUGCGGUAACGUGUAAUCUUCUGGAUCGUUAACAUCAUGAUUAUACGUUUCCAUACGUGAUUACAUUUUACGCCGCGUACACGUUUGGCCAUUUCAAAAAGGCCUGACCGAAACAAUAUUCGCUAUACGAAUAUCCACGCUACAUAAUAUUUAAUAAAAUAUCACAACUAGAACCAUCGAUACAAUUUACGGUAUACUUUUUUCUUUUUUAGUCAAUUUGUUUUCCCGCGUAUAUAUACACGUAUAUAUAGUAAUAGCAUCUACUAUGUGUUAAUUAGAUACUCCCCGUUGCAGCGACGCGCUUACUUCUAAGCCGUACAGCAAAAAUGUGUGUUAAAAGUAACGAUGACUGCGUUGAACAUGACUCUUGAGCUUGUACUGACUGACGAUCUACAUCUAAGAGAGAAACUACUAUUAUUAUAACAUAGGACCAUGCGCGAGUAGCGUAUACACCACACUUUGUAAACCCAAAAGCUGUUAUUAGUAAUACAUCGACCACAAUAUUUUCUACUCAUUAGACAGUAAUCGAUAUUUGACUUCAAACGCUACUACUUAGAAUGAAAUCUACAGAGAAUACUUUGUAUGCCCCACAGCACGCUAUUAACAACGGUGAAUGUAAUAAUAAAAUAAUCUAAUCUGUGGUUAAUCCGAACUACGGUGCGAUAAUUACAGUUCUUAAUGCUAAUGUUUUACAAAAUUCUUGCAUCGUCAGUCAAAACUUGCUCUUUGGAUGAAAGAAACGAAAACCUGACUGAGAAAACUUCCACCUACAACUAGUGACACGUAUAUAUCUAAAUAUACGUCCGAAUAUGUACACAGAGGCGAAAAUGAAGCAUAAGAAAUGACUAUAUUCGUACGACUGCCGCGUGUACACCGUGUAAUGUGUGUUUGUUCAAUGUAUCGAUUCGCAAAGGAAUAAAACAAAACUGUUUCUAUACAUACACACGCGCGAGUACGCGCGCAUACACACAUGCAUAUGUGCGCGUAAACACGCACGUAUAUUAUUACUAACAAUGGUCUUCUUUACGGUAGUAAAAGUGUGUGAAAUCUAAGGAUAUGACUUUAUCUCGCGAUAUGCGAGAAGAGAAGGUAGGUUUUCUUCUAUGCUAUACAACCUCCUACGCUCUAUGGAAGCAUACAUUACAUACAUACAUAUAUAUAUACACACAUACACACGUAAGUGCGCAAAACUGCUGGUAUGUUAAUUAAUUCACGUUGAUUCUAUUUUUCUUUUUUUUUCUGUACUGCAACUCUUUCAUGACGCACCGAAAAAGAGGCGCGCAC